UUUAAAGGACUACAACUCCCAGGUUGGAGGACGGCCCUUCACGUCGAGCGCACGAGCCUCGCACCGCAACAGCAGCAGCUGGUGCAACCCGAGGACGUUACUUUGUUACAGCGGAGCUACCGGGAGAGAAAACGACGGAGCUAAACCUCUCGGAAAAGUGUAAACAGUUGGGUGAAUACGGCUCAACGAAACGCCUGUUGCCGGGAUUAGGCGAUGGGAGCUGUUUGAUGAAAUUGCCAGUGGAUUUGGACGUUACGUUUUUUGCCGGAAAAAAAAGGUCUUUCUCAAAGUUGAGCCGAAGAGGAGUUCAGGAUGUCGGGCUGAGACAAAGGGGUCUGGGGGGCAUUCCCGUCGGAGCGGUAAAACUUGAUUCCUGAAACCUCCUCUGGAUGGGAAAGAUGGAGAGGGAGUUGCAAUGGUGGAAAGGACAGCUAGCUGCAGAUAUCCAUCAAUCGCUCCGCAUCAAGGAGCUGAAGCUGCCGGUCUACCGAGCCCACUCUCCGCAGAUUGGCAUGCGGCGGUACUUUGCAGACUUGUUGGCCAUUCUGAGUAAUCGCUACCAGCUAUGCCCUACAGCGCGUCACCUAGCCGUCUACCUACUGGACUUGUUCAUGGACCACUAUGAUGUGGCUGUCAAGCAGCUCUAUGUCAUCGCCCUCUCCUGUCUGCUCCUAGCUAGUAAAUUUGAGGAGAAGGAGGACCGCGUUCCCAAACUGGAGCAGCUGAACUCUCUGGGAUUUAUGUGCAGCCUGAACCUGGUUCUCAACAAGAAGGAUCUGAUCAAAAUGGAGCUUCUGCUCCUCGAGACCUUUGGCUGGAACCUGUGCAUGCCCACACCUGCCCACUUUAUUGACUACUACCUCCAUGUCUCGGUGCAGGAGGGCGACCUAUACAACGGCUGGCCCCUCUCCUCCCUCUCCAAGACCAAGGCUUUCAUGGACAAAUACACUCACUACUUUCUGGAAGUCUCAUUGCAAGACCAUGCCUUCCUGAGUUUCCGACCAUCCCAGGUUGCGGCUGCAUGCGUGGCAGCAUCUCGUAUUUGCCUUCAGAUUUCCCCAAGCUGGACGACUGCUCUGCAUCUACUAACAGGGUACACCUGGGACCACCUCACCCAGUGCAUUGAGCUCAUGCUGCUUGCUCAUGACAAUGACGUUAAGGAGGCCAACAAGACCAAAUCCAUUCCUCCUCAUCGGCCCUCCUCUCUGCAGUCUCAUCCCCAGACCUCUCUCCUGUCUCCAGUGUCAGCCAUCCAGAGACCAGCGUCUUCCUCCUCCUCCACCUCCUCCACACCACAGCUGCUCUUUCAGCCGGACGCCUUCACACACCUUUCCCAGCAUUCCCCCUCCCUGUCCCAGCUGCAGGCGCUAGCUGACUCCCAGGCUUUGGGGCCUAUGGUGAACAUGUCUCAGGACUUCCUUCAGAGUCACAGGAUGGGUCUCCUAACAGCGACUCCUUCCAUGACUCCUGGGGUUGGGUUCCCCUCAUACCCAACCCUGACCACUGGUCUCCAGCCGGGGACUCGUGCGCUGCCGCUCCAGGGCCCCAUUUCUGUGCAGAUGGCCCUUGCUGGAGAGCCACGCCACUGUCUGAGUAUGGCCUACAGUGGGGGCUAUCUGGGGGCUCAUCACACUUUCACAGCAGGUUGCUUUGACAGGUGACGCCAGGAGACGGAGAGAGAAGACAAACCCUUGCGGGAGUGCACUGCUAUGCUUCCGACCCAAUUCCCUACCCCGAAAUAUCCUUUUACAGACCUCCUCUCUCUCUCCGUCAGCUCUGCAACUUCCUCAGCUUGUCCAACUCCCCCCACCCUCACACAGAGACGCCUCAAACGCAAGCAGAGAUCCAAAGGCAAGACAGACCCGGUGGAAGUUAUCACACUGUCAUGACAAAGGCUCCUCCACCUUGAAAUACUGAGGCAUUGCAAAAAUGUUAUUGCCAUAUUCUGAACUGGUUUUAUAAAUCUGUUAUUAUGAUCAUCACUGUGGAUGAGAUGAAAGCAGCAGUGUGAUCUAACACCCACCUCAUUCAGUGCCUGUUCUCAGUCGUGUGAUAACUGAGACAAUUUUAGAAGUGCACAGUACACAAAGUAUGAGUGAUGAGGAUAUCUUGCUGCUUGACAUGAUUUUCUUUUUUUUUAUUAUUAUUUCUAAUUCCAAAAAUUGAACUCUUUUUUUUUAUUAGAGAGGAAAAUUUGGCUGGUGUUUUUCUUGAGCCACCAUUUGAGAGAGAGAGAGAGAGAGAGAGAGAGAGAGACUUAUCGCUGCCUUUCAGUUGUGAGCGUUAGCAAGCAUUGAUCUAACUCCUGUAGUCUCUGUUGGAGCUGAAGGGCCCCUCUGGGAAUUCCUCACCAGAUAAACCCUCGGAGGGGACGAAGAAUUAAUUGUUUUGAGCACAGCAGGUGAAGUCCGCAGCUGUAACGCUUCUGCUGUGUUUCGUUUUUUCCUUUCCUCCUCUCUGCCCUCGUCAUCUCUUCCCUCCCAUCUCCAAAGUCGAGCCUUGUGGCAGAGCCAUCACACACCCGGGUGAAAAUGUGUUUGUCUGGCAGCUGCAGGCUCUGUCAUACUAAAGUUUUAAUUUCAGUGUCCCCGGCACCACUCAAAGAAUUGAACACAAACGGAUGUGACUGGACCAGCAUGGUGAAGGAGACGUGGACGUUGUUAGUCUAUUGUACAUAUGAAUUGCUGCUGCCUUCUUAUGAACUGUUGGUUCUGUGUCUGUGUUAAUGACUCCAAUGUUUACAUGAACCACUAAGUAUCAGGGACUUGAACAAGAUUACUUGAAUAUGAUGCCAUUGAAACAUGCCAUAGCUUUUAUUUAUGAUGACCUGUUUCUUUCCUUUUUCAUUUUUGUUUGAUAUAUUGUAGCUUUUUAUACCAACUUAGAAACGCACCCUUGAUUACUUAUGGUUUUCUUUGUCCCUGUUCAUAGAAAUUGUUUAUUCAGGCUCAGGUUUCAAGGCUGAAACUAGCAGCCUUCCCAUUAUUCUGUGCUAUUAUGCUUUAAAGUGGAUGCUAUUGCAGCAUCU
This is a messenger RNA of Etheostoma spectabile (orangethroat darter), 3028 nucleotides long. RefSeq names its product cyclin J-like (gene ccnjl). NCBI's taxonomy places the organism in Eukaryota, Metazoa, Chordata, Actinopteri, Perciformes, Percidae. The record is from RefSeq and is a predicted model, not a curated record.